Messenger RNA from Pestalotiopsis fici W106-1, 1740 nucleotides. RefSeq lists its product as uncharacterized. The transcript has 5 exons. The record is from RefSeq and is a predicted model, not a curated record. Gene Ontology annotation, molecular function: transmembrane transporter activity. Bases 1 to 1740 code for a protein of 579 amino acids. Gene Ontology annotation, biological process: transmembrane transport. Lineage: Eukaryota; Fungi; Ascomycota; Sordariomycetes; Amphisphaeriales; Sporocadaceae.
AUGGAGGACAAGCAACCUGAGAUCGAGAAGUCCGGAAACCAGGCUGGAAGCUUGUCUGACUCUGAAAAGGGACCAAAGCAGACAAAUUACAUCCCCCAGAGUGACGAGGAGUACAAUGUUACCUUCAAGACUUGGAUCGUUGUGGCUAUUCUCUCAUUCUCCUAUGGUAUAUCCUUUUGGAUAAUUCCAACGUUAUCGGCAUGUGUAGCGCAAGUGGCAACCCAACUUGGGGACGUUAGUGCUCAGGCAUUCUUUCUACCAAUCUACACCUUGACCAUUACGAUUGCGUUCAUGGUGUGCGGAGCGAAUAGCGAUCUCUUUGGACGACGAUGGUUCAUCAUAUUCGGCAACGUACUCUUGUUCAUUGGAUUUAUUCUAGGCGGCCGCGCCCAGAACCCUACGCAAAUGAUAGCUGCCAUGGCCAUCAUUGGCUUUGGCGCGGGUAAUGCACAGCUUGCCGCCUUUGCCGUCCCUGAACUGCUACCAAACAAGUGGAGGCCGGUGGCAGUGACCCUCGCUGAUGCAGGUGUGGUCUUUGACGUGAUCGUCGGCCCCAUAGCUGGCAGAUCGGCCAUCGAAUUGAGUUAUAGUGGCUGGCGAUGGCUCUUCUAUGUCCCUGCCAUACUCGUCGUCAUUUCGUUUACAGGCUUGUUCUUUUACUACUACCCGCCUGCUCAUCCUCGAGGGCUGCCUUUUAAACAAGCUAUUCGUGAACUGGACUAUGGGGGUGCGAUCCUCUUUAUCAUGUCAACUGUUCUCAUCCUGACUGGUAUCAUCUACACGACAACUUUGCCCUCUAGCGACCCUCGUGUCCUGGGUACUCUCAUCGCCGGGUUUAUUCUUUUGGCCAUCUUUGCGCUAUACGAGACUUUCAUGCCGCUGAAGCAACCACUGACCCCCCAGCACGUCUUCACCAAGGGAGGCGGGCGUGAGUUGACGGCGCCCUUCAUCGCCGGAUUUGUCGUCACCAUGUUCUACUAUUCGAUUAAUAUCAUAUAUCCAACUAUGAUAUUCGUCUUCUUCACCGACAGCACGACGGGCUGGAGGUAUGCCAUGGUGCUCACACUGCCUCAGAAUCUGGGCUUCCUUCUUGGAGUGCUCUUGCUUGUCACGCUUGGCAGCAAGAUUGGCCACUACCGUUGGACUUAUACAGCGGCUGUCACAUUGAUGGUGGUCUUUGGUACUCUUCUGGCUUUGGGAAGACCUGAUCGAUUUGGCAUGAUGAUUGCUUUCGUCUUUCUUGCCGAAGUCGGCUUUGGAUUCGCUCAAUAUCUCUCAAUUACGUUUAUACAAUUUGGAACCAAGCAGGAAGAGCUGGGAAUUUCAGGGGGUCUCGCCGGAGUGGCCAGGUUUGCAGGAGGUGCUGUAGCACUCUCGGUCUAUACCACGAUCCUUACAAACACACAAACAGCCGAGGCUGCGCGGCUCAUUCCUGCUGCUGCGACAGGGGCUGGACUGCCAGAGUCGUCCGUCUCGCAGUUGAUAACAGCAUUAUCCCUCGGAGCUUCUGCGCUGGCGGAAGUACCAGGUAUAACCGACAGCAUCAUUGCAGCCGCCAGUACGGCAUUACAGCAGAGUUACGUUGUAGGUCUGAGAACGACGGCACUCUCAUCACUCGCUUUUGGUAUUGUUGGAAUUAUUGCUUGUGCUUGCUGCCAGGAGAUUAGCCACAAGAUGAACAACAAGAUUGAGAUCUUUUUGGAAAACGACGUGAACGCGGCUCGGAAUACGCAUCACUGA